This is a messenger RNA of Penicillium waksmanii, 501 nucleotides long. RefSeq lists its product as uncharacterized. The record is from RefSeq and is a predicted model, not a curated record. The transcript is spliced from 2 exons. NCBI's taxonomy places the organism in Eukaryota, Fungi, Ascomycota, Eurotiomycetes, Eurotiales, Aspergillaceae. The coding region runs from base 1 to 501 and encodes 166 amino acids.
AUGCUCAUUUCUUCAAUCUCCCUCGCGGCUCUCGGCCUUCUAGGCUCUGCCUCUGCAUUAGCCACCCGUGAUGCUCCUGAUGUGAAUGAAGAGUUUGAAUUGUAUGCCUACGGCGACUCUAUCGGCGGGCUUUCACUUUUUUACGCCGAAGUUACCCGCGCUUCGGCAUCCUCCUCCAGUUCCUGGAUUGCUAACCCGAACGUGACGACUACCAACGCCAAUUAUAGCUGGUCGGAUGAGAUGCUCUAUGUCCCUAGCUCUUCUUCUUCUUCCCACGAAAUGGGCUUUACCUCCAAGAAAAUGACCAACGAGACUACUACUGGAUUCAUUUUCUACGGGCAGUGGGUGAUGGUGGAAAAUGACUCCGGUGACAUCUCUUCUAGCUUUUACAUCCGAUCGUCUUCAGGGGGUGAAGGGGUUUAUUCUCUGGUCUGGAAUAUCACUGAUGAUGAUACGGCUAUUCCAGUCUCUCUGCGCUCUGCUAAACCGUCUAAUGCCUGA